Messenger RNA from Racocetra persica, 744 nucleotides. The record is from the annotation of a GenBank genome assembly. Lineage: Eukaryota; Fungi; Glomeromycota; Glomeromycetes; Diversisporales; Gigasporaceae.
AUGACAUCCGAAGGGAUACCAAUUCAUAUAAAAAAGCCUAUGAUUCAUACGAAUAUAUCCGAAGAAAGCAUGCUUGACUCAACGUCCGAAAUUACAUCAACUGAAACUUUGCAAGAGACAUCAAUUACAAAAUCAUCGGACGUUAUAUCACAAAUAAUUCAAUUUCUUUCGGCUGUUUUCAAAUUUAUGGCUUCAAAAGAUCCCUCAUUACGAACUUUUGCACCAGAAAUAGCUUUCCUUUUGGAUGCUGUUAUGGACUUUUUUUCGACAACAUCAAAAAUUAAUUUAAUAUUAUAUCUAAUGAUUUUCUUCGCAUGGAGUUAUCUACAGAAAUCUCCUUUAAUAUUGCUGAUUCUUGGAUGCGCUUUUGGCUAUAUGCUUCGGAGUAAUUCUGAUGGAUCUAGCCAGAAAAAGAUUUUUUUGGCACAAGAAUCUUAUAUACAACAAAAUACACAAAAUUCUCUACAGGCCAUUGAAUGUGAAAAAGCAACUUCUUCAGAACUUUCUAUUACCCCUCGAGUAGAUGAUUCAUUAAAUAAAGCAUUUGAUUUUAUCGUUCGGGAUAUAGUUGUUUUUUAUUAUGAUCAAAUAAAUUCAAACAAGGAUUCCGAACUUUACAUUCAUGUACGAAGUGCCAUGAAUGUUAUGGCAACGAAUUUGUCUUUGUGCCUCCAGAAUGUUGAUAAAGUAGAAUUAGGAAUCAUGUCUAGUUUUGCUAUUGCAAACAAUUUUAUUGUCCAUUUG